This is a messenger RNA of Aspergillus steynii IBT 23096, 2136 nucleotides long. RefSeq lists its product as uncharacterized. The transcript is spliced from 2 exons. The coding region runs from base 1 to 2136 and encodes 711 amino acids. The record is from RefSeq and is a predicted model, not a curated record. NCBI's taxonomy places the organism in Eukaryota, Fungi, Ascomycota, Eurotiomycetes, Eurotiales, Aspergillaceae.
AUGGCACCCAUCUUUGCCCGGCAAUCCCAUAAUCCCACUCCAGCUGUUCCCCGUCCAUCGAAAGGCGCUCCUGCCAUUCCCUUGCCGGGCACGAAAUACAUCAGUCUUAAGGUCCUGCUGCAGCUGUUUGCAGGGACUAUCUGUAUCUUCUUUCUCGCGGUGUUGUUUUGGAGGCUGGGGAGGUUCUUUCGGCGUUUCACUAAAGAUCGAGUGCUCGGGGGAGGAAAUAUCACCGCCACUCGCUAUGCGAAGACUUGGUACGGGUGGAUACCAUUGCGGCAGCAUGAACUCAACAAGGCGCGAUUCAAAAGGUGCUUUCGCUGGUUUCGGCAUUGGACUUCGUGGAAUUCGACCAAUGAUGAUUAUAGCUGGGUGUGGUGGGAUCCGGGGCAGAAGGAAACCAAAAGUCGCCGCAAGAAACAAGGACCCCUGCGGUUUCUACCAGCUUGCUUUGAGGACUACGAAUGCAUCGCAGCCGAUACUAUCUGGAGUCCCUGUUCUCGCAUACCGUCCCUGACCAACAGAACGGGGCCAUGCUUGCCAUUCACAAUGUCGGGCGCUCUUCCGACUCACGAGAUCACCAGGGUAGCGACUAGGGAGUCAUAUAGCGUAUCCCGAUGGAAACAUGGCGAGAACGCACCGACGAUUCACGAAGAGUCUAUAAUCCUAGAAACGGGCGGGAUCAUCAUGGAAAUCGACGCGCGAAGGAUUAUCGGCCGCAGUACCGCGAACAAAAGCAGGCGACUGCCUGACGAAACUCCCGCAUCAAUCGUUGGUAGACGUUUUCUUUCGUUGGACCAAUCGUCCCCAUUGAUGAGAAGCAAAUGCCCCGUCACCUUUUUCUCUGACUACGAGCAAUCGAUGAGAUAUUGGCAGUCCCUCCCGUGCCUUUUGACACCGGAAUUGGUCAUACAGAAGAUGAAGGAGUACUCACAAGUCUCACGGAAUAGUGCGGACAUGAAACACGCCAAGGUGAUGCCCGAAAGAUCUGAGUUCAUCCGAUGCUCUCGCAAAUAUCAGGUUUGGUCAGCCCGGAUGCAGGUCAAGACUGCCGCAGAUUUAGAAUACGGCAUUGGCAGAUCACCUGCGCCCCCAGGAAGCCCUCGUUCCGAGAUUCUGAGAAGUCUAUCCUCGCAGCAAACCUUUUGUUUGGAAUCCACACGCAGAGCAAGCGGAACGAUCACCAUGAGCAUUUCUUCCGGGUCAAGCGAGUUUCUGCGAGCUAGCGUCAGGAAAGCUCGUCCCCGAGAAAGAGCUCAGUUAAUGCACCACCAAAACGAUGGCCCCGAUGACGGAAGCUGGCCCUCUGUGCGCAUGUUCACCAGCCCGCGAUCCUCGCGUUACUCAACGAUUGAAAUGGCCCCCUUGAACGAAAAGAGGCUGCAGAUGGCUCGCACACAAAGGUUAUCUGACAUGAACAGGAGGUAUAUCGCUCCGCAGGUAGUGGUACCUAUCAAGCGCAUGAGUGAUUGGGAAAUAAGACUCAUAGACGGUGUGGACCGACGGCUCGACUGGCUCUCAGAUCAACUUAGUCCGGGACGCAGAGCGUUUCAUUUCGCGAUGCUUGCCAACCACUGGCUAAACAAGAAAACCUGGAUUGUGUAUGAUCCUCCAUCACGGGUUCCGAUUGAAGCGAGACGACUACAGGGUGACCCACGAUUUAAUGUGCCUUAUCCGAUGCCGGACUGGGGACCGAGGCCCAAGUACCCGCCAGUACAUCGCAACACAGUCUACAAACCUCGAAUAAAUUCCUGGAGAAUGGCGAUGAAUCGGCAUCGACAGCAUAUGGGGCUAACGGAUUUCAUCAAAGUCGUUGAGUUAUACGACAGUUCCAACGAUGAACCCCCGGAUGGAAGUGUUGACCCGGCAUGUUGGAUCCUCCGUAGGCCCCCGCAGGGGUUUGGCGUCUCCAAAAAGCAGGAAAACACCUAUUACGAAGGGGGAACGGGGUGGCAAGAAACAUUCAGGGACUGGCAGAGAGUCCGCCGUGGGUAUCGCAUUCACAAGGCAAUUCAUGAAGGUCGGGCUAACCGGGGCCGUGUUAAAGAAAUCGGCCAUGGUAUUGCACGAUGUUCUAGAAAGAUACAAUCCGGAGUUUUCUCACAGCCGUUCAACUCGAAUCCAGGAGGAACAUAA